Haemonchus placei is the source of this 1518-nucleotide messenger RNA. NCBI's taxonomy places the organism in Eukaryota, Metazoa, Nematoda, Chromadorea, Rhabditida, Trichostrongylidae. The record is from the annotation of a GenBank genome assembly.
AUGGAUUGGAAGUACACUACGGUACUUCUUUGUAUUUAUGGCAUCAUAAAGGAAUUUCGUCCCGCUACUCCUUUUCUCACUCCAUACUUGAUAUCUGGCUACAAGAAUCUCACUCUAAAUGAAGUUUAUGGACAGAUCUUUCCAUAUUGGACCUAUUCCUACAUGGUUUUCUUGAUACCUGUUUUUGUUUUAACGGAUGUACUUCGUUAUAAGCCUAUGAUUCUUCGUUAUAAGCCUAUGAUUGUGGUCGAAGGUGCUUGUCUUUCAAUAACAUGGGCCCUCCUUGUAUGGGGUGAAGGUGUAUGGCAGAUGCAGUUGAUGCAAGUUGCUUUCGGUAAGCCUAUUCCAGUAUUCAAUUAUAUACAGUCACUCUGGCUCGAAAUGCAGCCUGAUCCAGAUAAAGUUGAGAAUGGUCUAGUAGAAUUUGUGAGCACCCUCAUUGAUGGUAGUUCAGGUGCGAUUCUUGCAUUUUUCGUUCAAUUCGCUGCUAUCAGCUGGGUUCGGUACGAAACGGUCGCUUUGGUUAUUCCCUCAGUGUUUAUUGCCAUCAUACUUGCUGUUAUAUCACAAACACAACAAGUUCUGAUCGCCUAUAUCGGAUACGUAUGCAUUACGUCAACUUACCAUUUGUUUAUCACAGUUGCUAGUACCAACAUUGCAUGCCAGCUAACAACCGAAACCUACGGUCUGGUAUUUGGAUGGAAUACCUUCGUGGCAGUAGUUUUGCAGACUGCUUUGACGUUGAUUGUUGUUGAUUCUCAUGGUCUUAAUCUGGAUAUCAGAACACAAAUUCCUAUAUUUAUUCUAACGGACAUGCUCCGGUAUAAGCCUAUCAUUGUACUUGAGGGUGCUUGCCUUUCAAUUACAUGGGCAAUUAUUGUAUGGGGUGAAGGUGUCCGGCAGAUGCAAUUGAUGCAGAUGUUCUUUGGGGUAGCAUCAGCUUCGAAAGUUGCUUACUACUCCUAUAUGUAUGCAGUUGUGGACAAGAAGCAUUAUCGUAAAGUUACCUCAUAUGCUCGUAGUGCUGCUCUCGUAGGGAAACUACUAGGAUUUGGCCUAGCUCAAACCUUAAUUUCAACGGGCAUCGGAUCGUAUCUCCUCCUCAACGAGAUAUCUUUGAUUGCUGUUUGUAUAGUUUUCUUUAUUGCCAUUGCAUUGCCAGCUGUCCCUUCACGAGGUGUUCUCAAUCAAGUUUUACAUGAGCCCAUGGAUGACUUAACAUUCGAAGGCCGGCAAGAGGAAACAGGAAAUGAAAAACUAGGAAAAGAUCAGCGGACUCGCUUAGUGGGUGUUUUGAAAAGCUUCAGUAUAUUCAAGGACAAUAUUUGUAACUACACACAGUCACUAUGGAUCGAAAUGCAGCCUGAUCACAGCAAAGUGGAGAACGGGUUGAUAGAAUUCUUGGUCACAUUAAUAGGUUUGUUCCUUCCUCUUUUUAUUGUGGUUGUUUGGGAUAAACCAACAGAUUUUGAGAAGGAAAACGAGAUUCGGAAAAAUUCAGACUUUUCAAACUUGUAA